AAAUAAAAUAGAAUCAGUCUUUGAUAGAUGGUCAUCAAUGGGAGACAAGGAAUUAAUUAAAAUUGUUCCAGUCACAAGUGGAUCAGAAUAUGAUGACAUCCAGGCCACUUUCCGUCGGAAUUUGCCUUCCUAUCGUAUAAUCAAAAUUGAGAGAAUUCAAAAUAAAACAUUAUGCCAGAGAUACAAAGCAUUGAAAGAACAAUUUGAGGCAGAAAAUCCAAAGAUUACAAAUGAAGUUGAUGGCCUUUGGCAUGGUACUACUGCAGAAUGUGUUGAGAGAAUAAAUAGAUAUGGAUUCAACUGUAGAUAUUGUAGUAAAAAUGGCACAUAUGGUGAAGGUGUUUAUUUUGCCAAAAGCAUCCGAUAUUCUGCAGAUGAUACCUAUUCUACUCCUGACCAUCACAAAAUAAAGACAAUAUACAAAUGCAGUGUUCUUGUGGGAAGAGUGAUUCAAGGGCAACGUAGAUUAAAAGUUUUACAUGGUUCUUACAAUUCUGCUGUUGAUGAUAUUCAAAGACCCGAUAUUUAUGUUACUUUUGAUGACUCUCAAGCAUAUCCUAAUUAUUUGAUUACAUUCUCUAAGGCUUUAGUAACACUUUGAGUUGAGAUUUGUAAUUCUAAAAGUAUUCAAAUGUUUAACACUAAAACUUCAAUUUUAUAACACUUAAAACUAUUUGAAUUUUUAAAACUAAUGCUGUUCAAAUUUGUAACUGUAAAAUUAUUCAGAUUUGUAACAGGAAAAUUAUUCAGAUUUGUCACAGUUAAACUAUUCAAAUAUUUAACAGUAAAAUUAUUCAAAUUUGUAACAGUGAAACUAUUCAAAUUUGUAACAGUAAAAUUAUUCAAAUUUGUAACAGUGAAACUAUUCAAAUUUGUAACAGUAAAAUUAUUCAAUUUUGUAACAGUGAAACUAUUCAAAUUUGUAACAGUAAAAUUAUUCAAAUUUGUAACAGUGAAACUAUUCAAAUUUGUAACACUAAAAUUAUUCAAUUUUGUAACAGUGAAACUAUUCAAAUUUGUAACACUAAGAUUAUUCAAAUUUGUAACAGUGAAACUAUUCAAAUUUGUAACAGUAAAAUUAUUCAGAUUUUUUACACUAAAACAAUUGAAUAUAUUUUAACAUUUUCUUUUUUGUUACAUUAGAUGUAAUUAUUGCUUAAAAUAAAAUGAAGGCUGCAGGUUCAAAUCCAGUCAAAGUUUAUUAUUUUGUAUUAUAUUUUUUAAAAAAAAGUAUAAACCGGUUUUGUGACUGGGAAGAAACUGUCCACUGAUUUUGGAAAUGUGUUUCCAAGAAGAAUAAAAUUCCUUUACACUUACCAAAACCCCAUCCAUAUGAUCAAGUAGAGCCCAACUGGUACAUAUUGAAUGCCUGUUAUCAGAGAAAAUUGGUGGAAAACCUGUGGAGUAUUCAUAUUUAGCAUUUUUGAGUGAAAUCACCAGACAAUGGCCAACGUCCUGGUGGUAUAAUACGGGAUAUUAUUGGGAUACACGACACUUUUGUCAUUACUUUCACCAUCUUUCUUGGAAUUCUCAAGUAAUAUCAUGGAAAAUGCAGGUUAAUUCUCAAAGCAUCAUUUUGCAAAUGAAGUACAGCUUCCAUGUUGCAAAGUACAAUACACACACAUAUCCCCACCCUCUCAGGAGCAGUACAUAUGUAAGCUGAAAUGAUUGCUGUGCUAAAUAGAGCUUACA
This is a messenger RNA of Octopus sinensis (East Asian common octopus), 1692 nucleotides long. Its product is annotated as protein mono-ADP-ribosyltransferase PARP15-like. The record is from RefSeq and is a predicted model, not a curated record. The transcript is spliced from 5 exons. The coding region runs from base 38 to 601 and encodes 187 amino acids. Lineage: Eukaryota; Metazoa; Mollusca; Cephalopoda; Octopoda; Octopodidae. Gene Ontology annotation, biological process: negative regulation of gene expression. Gene Ontology annotation, cellular component: cytoplasm; nucleus. Gene Ontology annotation, molecular function: NAD+ poly-ADP-ribosyltransferase activity; transcription corepressor activity.